Messenger RNA from Anneissia japonica, 1795 nucleotides. RefSeq names its product ras-related and estrogen-regulated growth inhibitor-like. NCBI's taxonomy places the organism in Eukaryota, Metazoa, Echinodermata, Crinoidea, Comatulida, Comatulidae. The transcript is spliced from 5 exons. Gene Ontology annotation, molecular function: GTP binding; GTPase activity. Bases 297 to 983 code for a protein of 228 amino acids. The record is from RefSeq and is a predicted model, not a curated record.
AUUGAAACCAACUGACCGAAAUGACGAGUUGUUAUAUAUAUUACCGAGUAAAUAUCCUAAAGCAUUUAUUGUUCACCGUCAAACAAACAGUCCAGCAAAAUCCUUAAAGAUUACAAAAUGAUAGUAAAUGGAUGGCGUCUUAAUGCUUACUGGCAAGACAUUGGGCAGACUCCAUAGGCACACUUAUCGGGGUUUCGUAUGAGAGGCCAUAGUACCACAAAAUUCGACCCAAGCAAUCUCGUGGCCUUAUAAACUUCUGUGUGGUUUAAUGAGUAAUCAUUUGCAGUCGGGGCAUCAUGAUUGCAUCAGCACUGACGGUCAGAUUUAUAACGAGGCGGUUUAUUUGGGAAUAUGAUCCAACUUUAGAAAUGACGUACAGACACAGGACAUUCUUCGCUAGCGAAAUGACACCGGUUGAUUUUGAAAUAUUGGACACCGCAGGCCAGGAGAACAAGACAGAAGACAAGAUCAAAUGGGCAGACGCUUAUAUCAUUGUGUACUCUAUCAAUGAUAGAUGUAGUUUUAACGAAGUAAUGCGCUCUAAAUUCUUAAUCACACGAGCUCGGAAAAACGCAGCACACGACCCAGCAAUAUUGAUCAUAGGAAAUAAAUCUGAUUUAGAAAGAGAUAGACUCGUGGAUAGAAGCGAAGGAGAACAGCUUGCGAAUGCUUUAGGUUGUGGGUUCAAUGAAUUAUCAGUAUGCGAAUCGUUCGAGGAUGUGCAUAAUGCAUUUGAGAAACUUUACAUCGAUUAUAAAUGUAAAAAGAAGUUGACCACCCCACCGAUAUUUGCACGGCGGAGGAAAUUAAGCGCUCCAAAGCAGGACACUAUGAUUGAGACGCCAAAACCGCGACAACGUAGUACAAGUUUUUUUAGUCUAAGCACCGGCCUUAAUGUAAGUAGACCGGCUAGUCUUGAUGAGCCUAGUAGCGAGCAUUCGGACGCUGAAGACGAGUCAGAGGCAAAUUUAUCAUUUAUAUAAAAUCAACUCUCGACUUUAAAACAGAACGAAGGAAAUGAACUGUUAUUCACCGACUACCUUUAAUAUUUUGUAAAUAAUGUACUUUUUUAAUUGAAUUCACCCCAAACAAGGGCUGGAAAUCAUUUCUAGGUGAGAAGUUGGAAGGGUGGGUGGGGGCAGGGAGGUACUUAUAUUCCAUGGAAUGCUUCCACAUAGGGCUGGAAAACAUAGGGUGAACCAUUUCACAGCCCGUCAACACUGCACACUGGAGUAUGAUAUCUAAGUAUAGCAAAUGGAUCACACAUUCAGUAACCAGAGUGGAAAACCUGCGCCAAUAGAUAAGUUUUAUCCAUUUAUCAUUAUGUUUGUUAUUUAUAUAGAGACUAUGUUCUGUUAAGGCUUAUGAUGUCUAAUUUGUUAAGUAUGACACGUGUAUCAGUUUAUGUGCAAUUCUAAAAAAAGAACAAUUUUGUACUAUACUAUGUUUUAUAGGCCUAGGCCUACGUGAUUUUUUUAAUCAGAUUUGUACCAUAUUCUUAUACCUAAAUUUGUAUACGAGUUUAUUAUUGAUUUGAUUGUAAUCCUAUUUCUUUUGUUUUCCCUUGUUAUUACUAUAGGCAGUGCUUUGUUCAUUGUCUUAAAAUGUAUAUUUUGUUUGUUUCAGAGGCUUUACGAUACCAAGGCUGUGCCUUGUGAGAAGCCUCUGCGUUAAAUAUUACAUUAAAAUAUAUCUUUAUUGAUACAAGCACUUAUUUCAUUUCUUUAGGCACGAGCGCCAAGGAUAUGCCAAUAAGUGAACUUAAUCACUUGUUCUACGUGGCAUAUCCAUGUAU